AAUUUGGGAGGUAACCGCGCCCCCUGUUGCGCGCAAAGCGAUAAGGAUAGGAAACAUGGAUGAGAGCGUCUCCUCAGUGUCCUUGAAUUUCAUAUUAUCUAAGAGGAAAAGGAUGGCGAGUACGGACAGCCACUCAGCUCAUGCAGUUCAGGUAAAAUGUCGUCUGUUACUCGUUUAAUUACGUUCACUCGUGCGCUUGCUUGCACCUUUACGCUUAAACUUGAACUUGGGAACAGAUAGUCUUCUAUGUUGCGCACCCGGCUCCGACUCCCCCCUCCCCUGCGCCUCCUCCUCCUCCUGCAGCACCACUGACUGAGCUGUAACGGGACACUUUCUCAGCGCACCAAACCUUAACCCGCCUCCAUCACUAGUGUGCUCAGACCCUCUGCGCGCCUUCCACCGGCUGGGAUGAUGCGGACGCCGGAGACGCAGUCGCAGCCAUGAGGCGGUUGGAAAUGGUCGUGGACAACCUGAUUUGAUGCUGAAUGAUCGGAGGGAAAGCGACACGGCUGAGGGAUUUGCUCAGUAAGCCGGUUUGGCAGACUGGAGAGGAGCAGGGGGCUCCGGACGUGCCUGCAUGAUGCGCCUCCGUGUCUAGGCCCUUCCUAAUCCUGCUGCAGAGAUUCAGAGGAUCUCCUUCAGUCCCCGGACAUCUCACCACAACACAUUUGGCCCCCUGACUCAUCCAGCUCUUCCUCUGCAGCCCUCAGCCACUGAUCAAUCCCUUUAUUCAGGCUUUCCUUCUCCAGACUCUCCCUUCAGACUGGGAUUACACGCUGAUCUGAUACUGAAUCCUGCUACGCCUCGUGAGUCUAUUGUGAACGUCUGACAGUGAUGUCAAAACUCACCCACGUACUAAUGUGACAACAGGUUUACUGUCACUCCUCAUUCUUCUGCUUUCUGGGCUUUCUUCUGUGUUGGUUGGGAUCUGAAGCCAUAGUUCUUCUGUCGUUGUGAGUAAAAUUCUUUGUUAUGAGGAUUUCUGAGACCCGAAAGACUGAGAACUACAGUCAUAUUCAUGCUCAGCUCGUCAAAAAUAGACCUGGACUCUGGAAGGAAACUUAUCCCAUGUGGAGGUUUUAAUGUAGGUUGUGUGACACAGCAUAAAGAGAGGAGUGCUUUAGUUCUGGGACUAAAAAGAUUGAACCCAUUGCAAUUAGUGGACUUUCUGUGUCUUCAUUACUCGGUCUGAGCUGCCCAGUCUGGAGCAGCCUGCUUUCCAGAUGCUGCCAUGCCAAUCAUCAGCAACGCCAACCAUGACUUCAGCAACCUGUCUGUCAGCGAUGACAGCAGUCUUGACCGAAUCUUCACAGAGAUCCCUGAGACUGAGACUGUCAAGGGUGUGUACUACAGGAGGGCUCAGCUUAUCCGUCGGCCAGAGGAUCUGGUGUCCAUCGACCACGCCCUGCUAGCACUAAUCAACGUAGGGGGAAACCGGUACACCUUCCCUUGGAGCACCCUGGAGCAGUUCCCCCUCACACGACUGGGCCGACUCUGUUACUGCAGAUCACCUGAGGACAUCGCCAGAGUCUGUGACGACUAUGACGAAGCACACAAGGAGUUUUUCUUCGACCGCUCGCCGUCUGCCUUCCGGGUCAUCCUGAACUUCCUUGCAGCGGGGAAACUGCGCAUUCUGCGGGAGAUGUGCGUCCUCUCCCUGCAUGACGAGCUGACCUACUGGGGCGUGGAGAUGACAUACAUGGAGCGCUGCUGCAAAAGGAAGAUGUACACACGCAUUGAGGAGGUGAAUGAGCUUGAACGACGUGAGGAAGAGUGCAGGCAGAGAAACGCCAUGCAGCGUGUACCUGUGGAGGAGACGAGGUACAGGAAGGUGAUGAACUGGCUAAGAGAUACGGUGGAGAAUCCACAGUCUGGCAUACCAGCAAAGAUCUUUGCCUGCAUGUCAGUGAUCAUGGUUGCGGUGACUGUAAUCAGCUUGUGCAUCAGCACCAUGCCAGACCUCAGAGAAGAGGAGGAGAGGGGCGAGUGUUCCUCAAAGUGCUACAACAUGUUCAUCAUAGAGACGGUGUGUGUGGCCUGGUUCUCCCUGGAGUUCAUCCUGAGGUUCAUCCAGGCCCGCAGCAAGCUGGACUUCCUCCGUGGGCCGCUCAACAUCAUCGAUGCUAUGGCUAUCCUUCCCUACUAUGUCUCUCUGAUUGUGAAGGAGGAUGACCCAGACUCGGACCAUGAGAGGCCAGGAGGAGGUAAGGGCUACUUGGAUAAGCUGAGCCUGGUGUUGAGGAUUCUACGAGCACUGAGGAUUCUCUACGUGAUGCGGCUUGCUCGCCACUCUCUUGGGUUGCAGACGCUGGGGCUGACGGUCAGACGCAGCACCCGAGAGUUUGGCCUUCUUCUGCUUUUUCUCUGUGUAGCCGUCACCCUCUUCUCCCCGCUGGUUCACUUGGCUGAGAGCGAGCUCACAGGCACCCAUGACUUCAGCAGCAUCCCUGCCUCCUACUGGUGGGCCAUUAUCUCUAUGACAACAGUGGGCUAUGGUGAUAUGGUGCCCAGAUCCAUUCCAGGACAGGUUGUAGCACUGAGCAGCAUCCUCAGUGGGAUCCUCAUCAUGGCCUUCCCUGCUACUUCCAUCUUCCACAUGUUCUCCCGCUCCUACCAGGAGCUCAAGAUGGAGCAUGACCGACUGUUCAAAGAGGAGUGUGCGGCUGCUGCGGCUGCUGCUGCUGCUGCAUCUGGGGAACAGCCGGAGAUGGGAGAUGAAGGAGAAGGGGGGGGCCCAACUGUGACUGGACAGGGACUACGCCUUGACAAGGACAGCGUGCACUCUCUGGAGUCCCUCGCUCUUUUAGGGAAAGGUGAAGAAGCUGCAGGAAAUAACAAUCACAGCCUGCCUCCUGCAGCUUUCUGAACUUUACCUGCAAAGACUGACUUAAUCCUAAACUUCCAAGAAGAUGUGAGUUCCCUCACCUCUUUGUUGCAUAAAAUAAAAGAACUACAAAGACUAUUUCUCCAUAGGCCUCACUUCCCAUAAGGCUGUGAAGGUCUGGAUGAAAGGAGAUUAAACAAACAACAUUUCCUUUUGCUCUUUGGUCUGCAGACUGCACAGAAACUCAAGAGACUUCAAACCCUUUAAAAUGGACAGUCGAGUUUGUCUGACCAGAAAGCCUCUGCAGCAAUAUUAGUAACUGGCUGCUUCCAUAAACAUGCAAUAUUCAAUCCAAAGUUGCUUUUCCUUCCACUGUGAAAAUAUAAAUAUAUAUACUGCAACUGCAACGUUUAGUUUUAUUCUUAUUUAUUUUUAAUAUGUUGCCUACAGUAUGACCUGAAAACGUCUCAUAAUCUACUUUUCUGUCUUGAAUUCAAAGAGGUGCACCUCUUUAUUUAUUUUUGACAAGCUUGAAGCCAUGUUCUGAGAAGAAAUAUAAACUACAUGAUAGUUUGGCCCAUAGAUGAUAAGAUAUAUAUCCAUCUCUCUCGUAUGCUUGAACCCAAAGGGGUGAUGGUUGCUUCAUCCUCUACUGUGAACUCCAGGUAAACUGUGAUGUAAUAUAUUGCAGAAGUGAGAAACCAGAUGGUUUUAAUAAGCUGAUAAGGAAAAAGAGGGAUGGAGAGAAAGGAGUGCUUGUGGUUAGAGAAGAUGUGUGAGUGAGAGAGAGCGAGCGCUAACAACCAUGACAUGUAUUUUACAACGCUCCAAAUAAAAGCUCUCCUCGUAAUCUGAGAGAAAUCCA
Messenger RNA from Notolabrus celidotus (New Zealand spotty), 3689 nucleotides. It is a transcript of the gene kcng4a, whose product is annotated as potassium voltage-gated channel, subfamily G, member 4a. The record is from RefSeq and is a predicted model, not a curated record. Gene Ontology annotation, biological process: protein homooligomerization; potassium ion transmembrane transport. Gene Ontology annotation, cellular component: membrane; voltage-gated potassium channel complex. Gene Ontology annotation, molecular function: protein binding; delayed rectifier potassium channel activity. The coding region runs from base 1232 to 2866 and encodes 544 amino acids. The transcript has 4 exons. NCBI's taxonomy places the organism in Eukaryota, Metazoa, Chordata, Actinopteri, Labriformes, Labridae.